AAAAAAAAAAAACAAUAGACCUCUCCCUCGCAGAUCUGCUCGCUUUUUUCGCCUCCUCACAUCGAAUUCCUGUUUUCGCUCGCACAGCUGAAAAACAGUCAUCCAAGGUUGAAUUGAAUGGAGGGACUUGGAGGAGAUGGUGGGGCGGCGUCACCCGUCAACCAAUUUUGGCAUGAUGUGUGGAGGCAGUACCAGUAUUUUCUGGAUAAGACCACUCCACACGCGGUCUAUAGAUGGAUUGGGAGCGUUUUCAUAGUGUUGAUUUAUAUUUUGCGGGUUUAUUAUCGUGAAGGGUUUUACAUUGUCUCGUAUGGUGUGGGGAUUUAUCUGCUGAAUUUGUUGAUUGGAUUCUUGUCGCCUUUGGUUGAUCCGGAGAUGGAAGUUUCGGAUGGUGGGCCUUUGCUGCCAACAAAAGGUUCGGACGAAUUUAAGCCAUUCAUUCGCCGGCUUCCGGAGUUUAAGUUCUGGUACUCCUUCACCAAAGCUUUUUGUAUCGCUUUUGUCAUGACAUUCUUUCCCGUGUUUGACGUUCCUGUCUUCUGGCCUAUUUUACUUUGUUACUGGAUUGUUCUGUUUGUCCUGACAAUGAGGCGCCAAAUUGCACACAUGAUCAAAUUCAAAUAUAUUCCUUUCAACAUCGGGAAGCAGAGGUAUGGUGGCAAGAAAUCUUCUGCAAGUAGCAGUGGUUCCCGUGGGGAUUGAAGCUCGUCUAAUUUCAUUAUUUGAGCAAAAUAUAAAUUUACCAGAAAAAAUAGGCUUUGUGAAGAUUUAGGAUGGUAGAAUUUUUUUGCGUUGGACAUGUAUCAUGUUAUGUGUUUUAAUAUGCAGUCACACUUACAAAGUUCAUUUGUCCUGCUGAUGUUGCAGGGAAACUUUGUUUAUACCCAUUAAGAUUCAAUUCUGCCUUUGAAAUUAUUGUCUGCAUGAUGCAGAAUAUUUCACUC
Messenger RNA from Corylus avellana, 944 nucleotides. It is a transcript of the gene RER1B, whose product is annotated as endoplasmatic reticulum retrieval protein 1B. Gene Ontology annotation, cellular component: Golgi membrane. Gene Ontology annotation, biological process: protein retention in ER lumen; retrograde vesicle-mediated transport, Golgi to endoplasmic reticulum. Lineage: Eukaryota; Viridiplantae; Streptophyta; Magnoliopsida; Fagales; Betulaceae. The record is from RefSeq and is a predicted model, not a curated record.